GCGGGGGCGGGGCUGCCAGGGGCGGAUGAAGAUGGCGGCGGGGGCUAGGUGAGGUGUUGGCAGUGGCGAGGGGCUCGGGCGCGGGGGGUGGGGGGACGCGGAGCGAUGGCCCGCGCCGGCCGCUGGGGCGGAUGAGACCCCGUCGCGCCGCAGGUGUGGGCCGGAGGGAGGAGACGGUGCCCGAGCGCCCCGGGAGUAUGACGGGGCUGUACGAGCUGGUGUGGCGGGGGCUGCACGCGCUGCUCUGCCUGCACCGCACGCUCGCCUCCUGGCUCCGCGUUCGCUUCGACGCCUGGAACUGGAUCUGGCGGCGCUACUGCCGCGCCGCCUCCGCCGCGGUCCUAGCGCCGCUCCGCUUCGCGCGCCGCAAGCCCCCGGCGGUCGGCAGGUACCGGCGUCCCCACCACCGGCCCCCGCCGGGGAGACCGGGAUCGGCCGCCAGGCACCCCCAGCUGCGCUGGCGCGCGGACGGCCGGUCCCUGCAGAAGCUGCCGGUGCACAUGGGCCUGGUGAUCACCGAGGAAGUGCAGGAGCCCAGCUUCUCCGACAUCGCCAGCCUCGUGGUGUGGUGUAUGGCCGUGGGGAUCUCCUACGUGAGCGUCUACGACCACCAAGGUAUUUUCAAGAGAAAUAAUUCCAGAUUGAUGGAUGAAAUUUUAAAACAGCAACAGGAACUUUUGGGCCAAGAUUGUUCCAAAUACUCAGCAGAGUUUGCAAACAGUAAUGAUAAAGACGAUCAAGUUUUAAAUUACGCUUCGGCAGUGAAGGUGCUGUCCCCAGAAGAUGGAAAAGCGGAUAUUGUGAGAGCUGCCCAGGACUUUUAUGUGUGUCUUUCUUCCCAAGGUUCACAUGGUCUCCCUGAUCCGGACUUAGUGUUGAAGUUUGGUCCUGUGGACAGCACAUUAGGCUUUCUUCCCUGGCAAAUCAGAUUGACUGAGAUCAUCUCUUUGCCUUCUCACCUAAACAUCAGCUACGAGGACUUCUUCUCCGCCUUACGGCAGUAUGCAGCUUGUGAACAGCGUCUGGGAAAGUGACAGUCCCUGCUGCACAGUGUGACUUCAGGCUUUCGGAGAAAAGGACCCAAGGGACACUGAUGUUUACAAAAUACCUAUAAAACCCUGUACACACCUAGUUCAUAUUCCUCAUAAUUUAUCAACAAACACAAACAAGUGUCUUACUUGAGAGCGUGUGUGCGUGUGUGUUCAUCUGUGUGAGAGUGUGUGUGUGUGUGUGUGUGUGCGCGCGCACGCGCGCAUGUAUGUAUGAAAAUAAAUUUAUAAAUGGGGGCACAUUGGAGAGUGGAGUACAUAGAGUGGAGUUCAAGCAAGUAGCCGCAAUGUGUGUCUUAGGAACUGAGAUUUCAGGCGUAGAGGCUUCAGUUCCUGCUACUUCCCUGUUUGUCUGGGGAGUAGAGGGCGUGAGUAGGACUGAUUUAGUUGCCUGUGGUGAGUGGGGAUAAUUUUUGUUCAGUCUUUUUUAGUGACCAAACUUUAAUUUUUAAGAAUAAUAUAUUGACUUACUGAGGGGAAGUCUUCUCAUUUUGAGUGACACUCAGAGGUUCACGUUUGCUUACCUGCUGAGCAAGGGCGUGUCCUCGGCUUUCCGUCCAUUUCAUUUCAUCAUUUCAAACAGUGUGACUUGAGAGGGUUAGUCUGGUGUCUGUUCUGGGCUAUAGAGAUCGUUUGAAAAAAAAAAUCUUACAGUAUUUGAUUCUAUCUUCUAUAGAAUAUAAAAUGUUUAAAUAUUGAAUUAGGCACUCAGAAACCAACCAAGUGAUAAACAAUUAUCUUAAACAUAGGAAACCUCUUAAAGGACAGUUUUGAUUUCCUUCUGUUUGCGAAGAUGCUGGCUAGUACCCAAAGCAUUUACAAAAUGUUUCCAUUAGCUUUUUAUAUAAAAAUAAACAUUUGAGAGAAGUUACCAAGGCAGCGCUUGUCCUCAGAAGUAACCUGCUCCUCUCGGUGGCAUCUGGGAUUUUCUUCUCCCAGCACAUCUCAGUGACAGCACCAUGAUGAUUAAGCAGAUGGAGACCUCUGUUACCCAAGUCUGGAAGCGUAAUUGAACUUGGUCUUCUGUGCUCUAGAGAAUGGCACUUUUUCUGACAGAAUUGAACUCUUGAUAAAUGGUUAAUGUUUUUUUCUCACACUGCUAAUCUUUGGAUGGAAACCAUUCUUUAUACUUGAUGGACAGUUUUCAGAAAACUUUUAUCAGCACGUGUACAAGAGCCAUGUACAUUUAGAAUAGAGCAGUUUAAAUCCUAGGCCUCAGAAAUUUGGAAAAAGAUAGCAAAGGAGAUGGGUUUGGAACGUAUGGUUUGGAAUUGCUUGUCAGACUCUGAAGAUGUGUUUCAGCUUUGGAUUACAAACCCCAUUUAUGAUUUUUAAAUAUACUUGAAAUAAAAUGAUUAAAAUGAAUUUUGGUCCAGUGACAUUACUUUGCACUUCAGGGGUUUUUUUUUGUACAAAAUUUUAAAGACUUAAUUUAUUGCCAAAAUUCUGUGUAAAGCUCCACUGUAUCUAAAGGUUGUUAGAGAACUCCCCACCCUGUGCUGUGUAUGAUCUGUGUUCCUCUGGUUUUAUUCCCUCUGGGGAUGAGGGAGGGGCAGAGUGGUGUAUAAUUUAAGGCAAUUUAAGGCCUUCUCUAAACGUGAUAGAUAUAAAUGUCCUUUAUAGACUUGGGGAAUGCACAGCUUUAAUGAAUUAAAUUUACUGGACUCAAUUGAAAGAAGAGGACUCAAGCUUUGUUAUAAUGAAGUUUAUCAAAUUACCCUUUGGAAUAGAGCCAAAAUCCUAGAGUUGAGUUUUUAUACUUCCUUCUUUCCACACAACAAAAAUCCAUAGCCUAUGAUCUAAGACUGCUUGUGGCCUUAGGAAAAAAUUGCUUAAGCAAGUCAAGUGUUUUGAAUUUAAAUAUAGGCCUUCAGGAUCUUUUCACAUGAGGUCACCUGCUAAUGCAAUCUCUACACUUCAAAAAGCACUGAUCAUUCUUCAGUUCCUGCCAAGAUCAUCCCAAGUUGGAUAUCAUCAGAACCCUUUGUGCUCCCAAAAACUUUCGUGUUCAUGUGUCUCAAAGGGUGUUUCCUUUAAAUUGCUUCUCCUUGACAUGCUCCACAAUGGCAAAGACACCAAGUCAUACCUACUCAACAGAUGGCAUGGGGCAUAUGAAGAAAUGGAGGGAUUGACUUCAUUCUAAAGGUUGAUUGUAGAUUGCUCCCUAAACCUGAACAGUUAUUGUUUGAAGUUGAAAUGCUGAUUAUAAUGUGAAUAGCAAAUUCUGGUAUGUCGUGACUAAGGCUUAAGAAGACCUGUUUUCUGACAAUAAGAUGUUCCAAUGUUAGUGAACAGUGCCAAAUACACUGUGCAUAUCUCUAAUUUUCCAUUUGAAUGUAUGUUAAUUAGUUACUCCCUUCUAUGUGGUGGCCCCAUGCUUAAAGUCAGUGAAGUCCUUGUGAUGUUUGUUAUGCUUAGAGAUUUUGGCAACUUGUAAAUAAUGUGUAUAGCAAGUUUUUAUGAUUAAGGAAUCAAAUUUAUUGAAUUUUAUUAUUGAAAGUUGAAAUAAGAUGUAUGAACAAAAAAAAAUCAAUAAAAGAAUAUACUCUUUUCAUGGA
This is a messenger RNA of Mastomys coucha (southern multimammate mouse), 3607 nucleotides long. It is a transcript of the gene Nus1, whose product is annotated as NUS1 dehydrodolichyl diphosphate synthase subunit. Gene Ontology annotation, cellular component: endoplasmic reticulum membrane; dehydrodolichyl diphosphate synthase complex. The transcript has 5 exons. Gene Ontology annotation, molecular function: ditrans,polycis-polyprenyl diphosphate synthase [(2E,6E)-farnesyl diphosphate specific] activity. Bases 132 to 1034 code for a protein of 300 amino acids. Lineage: Eukaryota; Metazoa; Chordata; Mammalia; Rodentia; Muridae. The record is from RefSeq and is a predicted model, not a curated record.